CUAUAUAUACAUACACAAUUGCACAUAUCGCAUAGCGUUACAGACGCCAGCCCCCUCCCUCCUCCCACGCCACCAACACCCAGCGCACAAUCAACAACAAUCCAUCUUCCCUCCCUACUCCGGCGAUCGAGAUGACGCAGUACGCUGUCGCCGUGGAUCCCUACGCGGGCGCCUUUGCUCGACCUCCGCCUCCCGGCUUCUUCGGCGUCGGAUCCUGCGCUCGGGCCGCCAACAGGCCUGCUCGGCGACCUCCGCCUCCCGGCUUCUUCGGCAUCGGAUCCUGCUUUCGCCCGGCUGCCGACGUGCCAGCUCGUCGACCUCCGCCUCCCGGUUUCUUCGGUGCAUGCCGUCCCAGGGUGCUCCCACCAGCGCCGUGCGAGGUGCCCAUGCCCCCAAAAUUCUCAAAGCCCACGGCACCGGCACCAGCGCCGGUCUCCUGCGUCGCCGCCGCCUCCACAAAGCUCCAGCGGCUAUGCCCUGACUACGAAGACGACAUCGACCACAACCUCCGGUGCUCGACAUGGAGCGCGAUAUGGUGGAGGCGCUCGGGUACCAGCUCGGCGGCCCCACGGCGCACACCUUCCUGGGCCACUUCAUGAGGUACGCCGAGGGGAAGGACAAGACCAAGAUCCUGCCAUUGGCGACUCGCCUCGUUGAUCAGUCUCUGCUCAACUAUACGUGCCUCCGCUUCUUGCCGUCCGUCGUGGCGGCGUCCGCGAUAUUCCUCGCGAGGCGGACCCUGAAUACGCCCGACGUCCUGGCGUGGAACACGGAGCUGACGGAGCUGACGGGUUACAACUGCUCGGACAUGACAGCCUGCGUGCUUAAUAUGUUCUUCUUCUCGCGCUCGCUCAUCUGUAGCCCUCCUUCUUGAUCAUCGAGGAGAAUCACCAAGACAGAGCAGUUUUGUUACAUAUUAAGUUUGUGAUCUUGUGGAAGUUACUUGUAAUGUUCAUGUAUACGGUAUACCUGUCUGAAAUUAAUAUGCAUGUAUCGUCUGUGUUUAUCAUGCAUGCGUGAACUUGUGAUGAACACAUGGGCAUGGCUUUUGAUUGCUGGUUCUUUUUUCCUCCAAAAAACCAAUUAAACAUCUAGCAUUUCACCACACUAUUGCAAGAAAAUAAAUAGAUGAUUUUCUUCGAGGGAAGGCCAUCAUGGUAGUAACUUCUGUUUAUUGACAAAAAAUUUGCCUCAUCCAUUAAUU
This is a messenger RNA of Triticum aestivum (bread wheat), 1204 nucleotides long. Its product is annotated as putative cyclin-F2-1. The coding region runs from base 521 to 874 and encodes 117 amino acids. The record is from RefSeq and is a predicted model, not a curated record. Lineage: Eukaryota; Viridiplantae; Streptophyta; Magnoliopsida; Poales; Poaceae. The transcript has a single exon.